UGGUUGGUUUUCAGGGCGUCUUUCAUGUAUUCAGAACCUAGAAACUGACUCACGGCACCUGUUUUUUUCUAGGUCGAGGAUGUUUCGCUACCUGUGCAGGUAGCUUCACCUGCACAUAAUUAUCCCACUGAUAUUUCUGAGGUCUGUCGUAAAUCUUGCCUCCACUGCAGCGUUGCCGUUUAGUCAUUAACUCAGAUUUCUUAGUGAGAUCAUUCGCAGACUGUCUGACGCAGUGGACACGGUUCUGCUAUAAAAACCGCCAUAAAUGAGAACAUGACUGCACCAAAACUAUUAAAUUAUGAGCUGAAUGAGGGGGAAAUAGAUGCUUCCCUUUUCUUCUCAUCAUCUGGUUCAAACACACUCUCUUUAUGGGAACAUGUUCGUAUCCAUUGUGGCCUCCUGCUCACCUGCCGACCACAUAACAAGCGCUGUCCUGGUCACUCAUUACCUACUGGGAGUAAUAAUACAGACACACCUGAGCUACUAUGGGCAAAAGGUAACCAUAAAACCUGUCUUUAUUUGAAAAGGACACAAAUGAGGCCAAUGUCCCACGCUCACCUGAUUGGCUUAGCUCGGCCACAGAUGUCACUUCCUCGGGGGCUGUUCUUCUUAGCAAUAAAACAUUACACAGAUAAAGCUCAUAAAACCCUUAAGAGCUUCGGAGCGCACACGUACACAGUCUAUGAGGAGGGAGCGCGUUGUGACGAACAGAAGGAUUCGGCAGCAGCUGCGGGAGACAACGCACACGUCUGUAAGACACAUCGACAAAGAGGAGCAUAAAGGGCUCGGAGGCCCUCGGAUACGCGGAGAAGGAACGAAAGCCAAGCCUGAAGACCAGAAAAACCCAAAUCGAGCAGAUUUCGCUUCUGUCUGGGUGCACGAUGGUGGCCUUUGGACUGGAGCUGGUCGGCGUGAGCCUGUCGGUGCUCGGCUGGGCGCUGAGCGUGGUCAGCUGCGCGCUGCCCAUGUGGAGGGUGUCGGCCUUCAUCGGCGCCAACAUCGUCACGGCCCAGGUGUACUGGGAGGGCCUGUGGAUGAGCUGCGUGUUCCAGAGCACGGGCCAGAUGCAGUGCAAGGUCUACGACUCCAUGCUGGCGCUGCCCCAGGACCUGCAGGCGGCCCGGGCGCUCACCAUCGUCUCCAUCGUCAUCGGGGUUCUGGCCCUGCUCAUCUCCCUGGUGGGGGCCCAGUGCACGAACUGCAUCGAGGACAAGGGCGCCAAAGCCAGGGUCAUGGCCUCCUCCGGGGGCGGGUUCAUCGCAGCGGCUGUGGCCCAGCUGGUGCCGGUUUCCUGGUCGGCCAACACCAUCGUCACCGAGUUCUACAGUCCGAUCGUGCCCAACGGGCAGAAGAUGGAGAUCGGGGCAGCCAUGUCCAUGGGUAUGGAGAUUGUGGGCAUCGCCCUCGGAUGCAUUGGAUUUAUCAUCGCAAUAGUGACGUGCGCGCUGCCAAUGUGGAAGGUGACCGCUUUCAUUGGGGCCAACAUCGUCACGGCUCAGACCAUCUGGGAGGGUCUGUGGAUGAACUGUGUCAUCCAGAGCACGGGCCAGAUGCAGUGCAAGAUCUACGACUCCAUGCUGGCGCUGAAUCCGGACCUGCAGGCGGCCCGAGCCAUGACCGUCGUGGCCAUCAUCCUGGCGCUGCUCGGCGUCCUCAUCUCCAUCGUCGGCGCCAAGUGCACCAACUGCAUCGAAGACGAGGCGUCCAAGGCCAAGGUGAUGAUCAUCGCCGGCAUAUUCUUCCUCCUGGCCGGCCUCCUCGUCCUCAUCCCCGUCUCCUGGACCUCCAGCGUCAUCAUUCGGGACUUCUACAACCCCCUCCUGACCGACGCGCAGCGGAGGGAGAUCGGCGCCUCGCUCUACAUCGGCUUCGGCGCCGCCGUCCUGCUGAUCAUCGGCGGUGCCAUGCUGUGCAGCAGCUGCCCGCCCAAGGAGAAGCAGUACAAGCCCCCCAGGAUGAUGUACUCGGCUCCACGCAGCGCCAGCGGAGCAGGUUACGACAAGAAAGACUAUGUCUGAGGAGCACUUGAUUUGGAAACUUGUAUAUAUGACGUUGUGUGUUGCAUGUGGGCGUCGCUUUCGCUGUUUUCCCUCUUUGCUAAAGAAAAAUUGUUUCAUCCCAACAAACACAUCACGGCAAAAAGCCUGUGCAAAACAAGGCUCGGUUCAGAUCAAACUGGAGUUAUAAGAUGGGAUGGGCUCCAGCAGACGUUACUGUUCUUUAGUCAGUCCUGAAGCUAAACUCAUGUACAAGUUUAGACUUGUUCAAGAUUUAGAACAGGUGCAGUAGGUUUUCCAGCCUGACCUCUGCCAGAGGUGAGAUUAUGAUUUAUACACAAAAUGUCAAGAGAGAGUUAGAAAUUGUGGCAGUAGAUGAAGCUGUUUUUGUGCGAUUGCUGAGUUUGAGCAAUUUUAGGGGAAUUCCCAUUAAAAGACUCCGAGAUGAAGGCGACGGUGUUCGUAGUUGAUCUUUCUGCUUUGCUUUAGUUGACAUUAGGCCCAGAUUCCCCAAGGAAAGAUCAGUUAUCAGUUAUAUUAUUUUUAGUUAAAUGUUCUGAAAUUCAACUGUUCUGUUACUGGCGUACAUGUCGUAUACUACACCUACUGUGACAUCAUUCAAAUUAAAAAAGCACCUCAUGUGUGAGGCUUUGUCAUACGGCUGUGGGUCACAUAUCGCGUUUCACUGAAACUAUACUUAAAGCCCUGCGUGUUCCACUGACAAUGACCAGGAGAGGCCAGCUCUCAUUUUACAGGGCUGUGGUUGCUGUGUGCGAGUGUGCGCGUGCUUUGCAUGUAAUAUUUGUUUAGGAGAGUUUCUGCUGAGACUGAAACUAAAGAUGGCUCCAUGAUACGGCCACGUAUGAUGUCCUCCUCCAACGUGUCAGCGUGUGGAGAACAAAAUGUCUGACCAUAAAAACGGCCACGUUUGAUGUCUUUUUAUUUCAGUUUUAUUUCUUUUAGCCACGUUUCCAUACUUUAAUUAGAUUUAUAGAUGUCGUACUUUCACUUAUCAUGUUGUGUGAAAUGUUGAGCUCUGACCUCUGCUCAUCUGAAUGUCAAACAAAGAGGAUAUUCGUUUUUAGGUACAAGGUAUGUUUGUGUCAAUUUAAAAAAACAUGUCACUGUUUAAAUAUCAUUUAUUUUAAAGUUUUAUGUCAUUUUUUGUAACAAACUUUGAAUCAUAGUAGUACUUGAAUUAUAAAUGUGUUGAAGAUUUCAAUAAAAGUCAUUGUAACAAUAA
Molecule: messenger RNA, 3240 nt
Organism: Betta splendens (Siamese fighting fish)
Lineage: Eukaryota; Metazoa; Chordata; Actinopteri; Anabantiformes; Osphronemidae
Product: claudin-4-like
Exons: 2
Coding region: 882-2018 (378 amino acids)
Biological process (GO): cell adhesion; bicellular tight junction assembly
Cellular component (GO): plasma membrane; bicellular tight junction
Molecular function (GO): structural molecule activity
Source: RefSeq, a predicted model, not a curated record